This is a messenger RNA of Antrostomus carolinensis (chuck-will's-widow), 724 nucleotides long. RefSeq names its product ankyrin-1-like. NCBI's taxonomy places the organism in Eukaryota, Metazoa, Chordata, Aves, Caprimulgiformes, Caprimulgidae. The transcript is spliced from 4 exons. The record is from RefSeq and is a predicted model, not a curated record. The coding region runs from base 3 to 500 and encodes 165 amino acids.
GGAUGUGGGCUUUCCUGGCCCAGCUGCUGAUCGCCCUGGUGCUGCUGGCCUUCUUCCUGGUCAGCUGCCAGAAUGUCAUGCACAUCGUCAGGGGCUCUGUCCGCUUCCUGCUCAAACACGCCCACCGCGAGCUGGACAAGGAGCUCGGGGAGAGCCAGGGGCUGGCGGGCGGCGAGGGGGCCCUCCCCAGCCGGGCGGUUCGCCGGCGUGUCCUUGUGAAGGGGAACGAAGUGCUUCAUCUCCCUGGAGAGCAGGUGACUGAGGAGCAGUUCACAGAUGAUCAAGGCAAUAUCAUCACCAAGAAGGUCAUCAGGAAAGUGGUGCGUCAGCUGGGCCCUGGUGACAUGGAUGACAGGCAGGAGCAGGAGGAGCUGAUUCUGGAGGGCUCCUUGCAGGAGCCCCAAGACCUGGAGGCUGAGGACAAUCACUUCAUGAAAUACACCAUCCUGCACCGGGACGGUCUGGGGGCCAAGGAUCUCACCUCAACACCAAACCACUGAAUUCCACACAUGUUCUGACACAUACUUGAGAAGAGAGGAGAGGAAAGCAGAGAGUGGAGGGGAGCAGGGCUGGCUGUACAUGUUUCUAUAGGCUAAUGGCAUGAUUUCCGUAUGAGACAUACUUACCGUCCUAUCCGCAUGACUGACUGAUUGCAAGACGCAUGAGCUACAGUACUUAAAACUGACAGAGGGGCCUCUGGCCCUGCCCCGCUGCUGCCAGGAGC